UGUAUAGGGCUAGUAGCUUCAAUUCCCACCAUUGGUAGGGCACAUAACCUAGAGAGGGAGAGAUAGAAUGGAUGUGAGGGAGUUAAGGGCAGUUGUGGGGGUUGUAAUGGUGGGAUUACUGGGGAUGGUGGUAGGGCAGUCUAGUGGGUCCCCCACCUCUUUCAAAGACUGCUAUGCAAAAUGCUUUGUCUUCUGCAUGAUUGAGCCUUCCCAAACUCUCUGUUCUUGCACCACAGGCUGCCUCAAAGACUGCAUCUUUAACUCCGCCGCCGCCGCCCACAUCCCUGAUGGUCACGCCGCCGCCGCCGCCUCCUCCUCCUACAACUUCUGCAAGCUUGGCUGUGCCCUCUCCACCUGCUCCUCCAUCAGCACUAAGCAUCAACCCAAUAAAGAGGAAAUGAAUGGCUGUGUUGGGUCUUGCUCAGACAAGUGCAACAACAACUAGGCUUCUUGAAAAAUUCAUAUUUCACUAUUAUUG
Molecule: messenger RNA, 478 nt
Organism: Cuscuta campestris
Lineage: Eukaryota; Viridiplantae; Streptophyta; Magnoliopsida; Solanales; Convolvulaceae
Source: the annotation of a GenBank genome assembly